Antechinus flavipes (yellow-footed antechinus) is the source of this 12746-nucleotide messenger RNA. It is a transcript of the gene PTPRB, whose product is annotated as protein tyrosine phosphatase receptor type B. The coding region runs from base 38 to 6715 and encodes 2225 amino acids. NCBI's taxonomy places the organism in Eukaryota, Metazoa, Chordata, Mammalia, Dasyuromorphia, Dasyuridae. The record is from RefSeq and is a predicted model, not a curated record. Gene Ontology annotation, molecular function: protein tyrosine phosphatase activity; cadherin binding. Gene Ontology annotation, biological process: angiogenesis; protein dephosphorylation. The transcript has 35 exons.
CCCCCCAAACAAAGCAUGAAGAGUUGUUAAGUCGAAAAUGGAGCCUAUAUUUUUCAUGCUGAUUGUUACUUACAUGAUCUUUGGAAACUCAGAAAGUUUUCAGAUUAUCCACAUCCAGAAACAACAAUGUCUUUUUGAAAGUAAGAUAGUAUCUGUGGCCAUGUGCAAUGUGACCAGUCAAAACCAGCAGUGGAUGUGGACAGAGGAUGAAAAACUUCUCCAUGUUAAAUCUUCCCAGUGUUUGGGCAUCUCCAAUUCCUUAGCCUCCCAUUCUCGAGCUGCCAUCUUCUUGAACUGCUCUCAGGCACCCACAUGGACUUGCCAUGACAAAGAAGGGUAUCUUGAAGUGACAAAUUCCUCUUUCUUCCUCAAGAAACAAGGCAACAGGGUAGUGGUCAAGAGGGGCAGGAAAUACCUCCAUAGCUGGAUGAAAAUAGAUAUCAAUGAGAAGGGAGAAUCUACCAAUGAAAACCUCUGCUUAAAGAAAGCUCAUCACAGUGGAGAAAUUUUAGCUAGGAUCAUUAGAAACACUACUCCUCCAAAGAUUCCCAUUACCACAAAUGCUGUUACCUAUGACCCCAAAAACCUGAUUGGAAAUGUCACAGAGGUUCUAGCAAGGGAUGCUACAGAAAACUAUGACAUAAGCAGCACUGGAAAUCCUCACGUGCAGAUGACUGGUAUUACAAAGGAACCUUGGGCACCCACAACUACUCAACAGUACCUCAGCACCACAGUAGAGGAGGGAGAGAGGGAGACAAACAAGGAAGGAAGGAGAAAGAUACUCAACAAAUAUCUGGAGAUGAAAUUUCCCCAGAGCUGCUAUAAUAUGCUGCCAUGCCUGAUGUGUCAUCUUUUUCUUCCUUUCAGCCAAGUAUUUUCUUGUAAAAUAUCACCACAAUACCUCAGGCGUUGGCUCCUCGAGGCGCCCUCCUUUCCCGGAGCAUUGUUUCUUUGCCGGGAGACAAGGAAAUUGCCUUUUGAUUGCGGAAGUCCGUGGAAAGGGCUCAGGCUAGCGGCAGCGCGGGUCAGUAUGGCAGCGUGGGAAGGGCUGCGAGCUGCCUGCUCCCGCUCCUUCUCGCGUCCGCAGCCCGCCGAGAGCUGCAGCUGUAGCAGCAACAGUAGCAGCAGCAAGAGUGGCCCCUGUCCUGGCACAUCCCAGUACUCCUCCCGGAGAAAACCUCAAGAAGCGGAAACACUGAUGGCAAUGCCGAGCUAUGGAGCCAGGUUGGCAUUAUGGAUGGCAUUGAACCUGAUGCAGAAUGGCCUAGGAGAACCGUUGAGAUGCGACAUCAACCUGACCCAAGCCAAGGUCUCCAGCAGGUCUGCCAGUCUCAGGUGGAGCACAGAAGGGUCACCUUGUAACUUUAGCCUCAUCUCCAAUUCCGACACUUCUGGGAGUGCCCUGUGCUACCCUAUGCGGAUUGCCAACCAUACCUAUGAAUGCAACCCCCAGGAUUUACAAAGUGGAACAACCUAUCAUUUCAGGAUUGUGUCUCAGGAUGGAGAUACGAGGGUCAUCUCCUUGCAAACAGUUCCCUUACCUCCUGCAAGGUUUGAGGUUGAUAUGGACAAGACCACUUCCACAAGCUUGCACGUUUGGUGGACCCCAUCUUUAGGAAAGAUUGAUUCGUAUGAGCUACAGUUGUUCAAUGAUAAGAACCAGAAAAUCCAGAGGACUGUAAUUCCAGAAAAUACUUUACAAAAUGAAAAUGUGUUUUCCAAUCUCACUGCUGGUAGCAAAUAUUAUUUUGCCAUUCAAGCUAUUUCUGGAAAUAAAAGUAGCUCUGCAAUUCACAUCAGUGGAUCUACCGUACCAUUUCCAGUUAAAGCUAUCCAAACCUACCCCAAGACUGAUACUCUCCAAGUGUCCUGGUCCUUAGGUGCUGGAAAUGUGGAUCAAUAUAGAGUGAUAUUACUGGAGAAAGGGAGAACAGUUUACAACAUCAGUACACAAAAGCAUGUUAAUACCUAUACUUUUCAUGGACUGAGCCCAGGCCAUCUCUACAAUCUCACAAUUGUAACUGAAGCAGCAGGGCUACAAAACUACAAGUCUAAAUUAAUUAGGACAGGUAAGUCCGAAGUUAUGUGUCUCUUAUUUUCUUUUGUUUUUCCCAUAGUGCCACAGCCUGUUGUACAGCUCCGAGUAAAGCAUGCCAAUGAAUCCUCUCUGAGCAUCAUGUGGUUGACCCCUGUAUCCGAGUGGGAUAAAUAUGUCAUUUCACUGGCAGACAGGGAUCUCACACUUAUCCAUAAGGCAUUAUUCAAAGAAGCCAAAGAAUUCACUUUCACAGACCUAGUGCCUGGAAGAAAGUAUGUUGCUACAGUCACCAGCAUCAGUGGAGAUUUGAGAAAUUCAACAUGGGUAGAAGGAAGAACAGUGCCUGCUCAAGUGACUGGUUUGAAUGUGUUCAAUCAAGGGACAACCAAUAGUUUAUUCACCAACUGGACUAGAGCACAAGGAGAUAUUGAGUUCUACCAAGUUUUACUAAUCCAUGAAAAUGUUGUUAUUAAAAAUGAUAGUGUGUCCAGUGAGAUCAGUAGCUAUAGCUUCCACUCACUCAAGCCUGGUAGCCUCUAUUCAGUGGUGGUUACUACAUUCAGUGGAGGGAUAUCUUCCCGACAAAUGGUGGGAGAGGGACAAACAGUCCCUGCCAGUGUUAGUGGAGUAACACUGAAUAAUUCUGGUCGGAGUGAUUAUCUCAGCAUUUCCUGGCUACCAGCUCCUGGAGAUGUAGAUAGCUAUUCUGUGACUCUCUCUCACGGUGAUAAGAUUAUUCAGUCUCUUGCUAUUGCAAAAUCCACCACCGAAUGUUCCUUCAGCUCCCUUACUCCUGGCCGACUGUUCAACGCGACUAUAACAACAAGAAGUGGCAAGUAUGAGAACCAUUCCUUCAGCCAGGAGCGCACAGUGCCUUCAAAGAUCCAGGGACUUACUAUUAGCAACUCAGCCAUGAGUGACCAUUUGAAAGUAUCCUGGCUGCAUGCCACUGGAGACUUUGAUCAUUAUGUGGUUGUCAUAACCAACAAGAAUAAUUCUGUCCAAACCAAAAUCAUCCCCAAGACUGAAAAUGAAUGUGUCUUUGUUAAUCUUGUCCCUGGGCGUCUAUACAGUGUCACUGUUAGUACCAAGAGUGGGAAUUAUGAAGCCAGUGAGCGGAUGAAUAAGAGAACAAUCCCAGAAUCUGUGAAGGAGUUAGUUAUCCAAAAUAGGAGUACAGAAGAGCUACAUGUCACUUGGGUGCAGGCUGAUGGAGAUGUUGAUCAGUAUGAGAUCCAGCUUUGCUUCAAUGAUGUAAAGGUCCUCCCUUCCCUUCACCUUGUAAAUACUGCAACUGAGUAUCGGUUCACAUCCCUAACUCCUGGACGUCUGUACAAGAUUCUUGUUUUGACAAUCAGCGGAGAUGCACAAAAGUCAGCCUUCAUUGAGGGCUUAACAGCUCCCAGUCCUGUAAAAAAUAUACACGUUUCUCCUAAUGGAAUGACAGACAGCCUGAAAGUGAAUUGGACACCUGGUGGAGGAGAUGUGGAUUCAUACACAGUGACAGCAUUCAGGCAAAACCAUAAAAUUGAUUCACAAACCAUCCCCAAGCAUAUCCAUGAAUACACAUUUCACAAAUUAGAAGCUGGGGAAUUGUACCAAAUUGUGGUAGAGUCUGUCAGUGGUUCCUUAAGUAACCAGGUAGAAACUCUUGGUCGAACAGUGCCUGCAUCUGUCCAGGGAUUAUAUGCAGAUAAUGCAUACAGUAGUCACUCACUGAUAGUGAAUUGGCAAGGAGCAGCUGGCAUGGCAGAGAGAUAUGAUAUCCUGCUUCUAAAUGAGGAAGGAGCUCUACUGUGCAACAAAUCAGAGGUGGCUUCAGCAAAGCAACACAAAUUUGAAGAUUUAAUACCAGGAAAGAAAUACAAGAUACAAAUAUUAACUGUCAGUGGUGGUCUCUUCAGUGCUAGAGCUAAAACUGAAGGCCGGACAGUUCCAGCAGCUGUGACCAAUCUGAGGAUCACAGAGAAUUCCACCAGCCACUUAGCAUUCACUUGGACAAUCUCUGAGGGAGAACUAAACUGGUACAACAUCUUCUUAUACAAUCCAGACAAGACACUUCAGGAGAGAGCGAAGGUGGACCCUGGAGUUGAGUCUUGUGCAUUUCAGAACCUGAUGCAAGGCAGAAUGUACAAAAUGGUUAUUGUCACUCAUAGUGGGGAGCUUUCAAAUGAAUCAUUUAUAUUUGGUAGAACAGUUCCAGCCCCAGUGAAUAAUCUCAAGGGAUCCAACCAAAAUAUGACAGAUAGCCUCUGGUUCACCUGGAGCCCUGCCCCUGGGGACCUAGAUUCUUAUGAACUGAUUCUUUAUAACCCCAAUGGCACACAAAAGGAAAAUUGGAAAGCAAAAGAUCUUAUGGAGAGACAUUUCCAUAACCUUGUUCCUGGAAGAAAAUAUACUCUGAGUGUGGUGACUCAUAGUGGUGACCUUACCAAUACCAUCAAUGCUGAGAGUAGAACAGCACCAAGGCCUCCCAGUACUUUGUCCUUUGCUGACGUGGCAAAUACUUCCCUGGCCAUCACAUGGCUGGGUCCACCAGAUUGGACAGAUUAUGAUGACUUUGAGUUGCAGUGGUUUCCAAGAGACCAACUCACCAUCUUCAACCCCUAUAGUAACAGAAAAUCAAAGGGGCGCAUUGUAUACGGUCUUCAUCCAGGGCGAUUCUAUCAAUUCAGUGUUAGGACUGUUAGUGGUGAAUCCUGGAAAACCUACAGUCAACCCAUUUCUGGAACAGUGAGAACAAGACCAGACAAGAUACAAAAUCUACAUUGCCGUCCACAGAAUUCCACAGCCAUUGCCUGUUCCUGGAUUCCUCCUGAUUCUGACUUUGAUGGGUACAGCAUUGAAUGCAGGAAAGUAGACACAGAGGAGGUGGAAUUCUCCCGAAAGUUGGAUAAAGAUAAAUCCCUACUCAAUAUUAUGACUUUAGUCCCCCACAAACAGUACCGUGUGUCCAUCAAAGUACACUCUGAGGGUAUGACCAGUGAUGUCGUGGAAGAGACCACAAUCACUAUGAUUGAUCGCCCUCCUCCUCCACCUCCAAAUAUUCGUGUGAAUAAAAAGGAUGUACUAAUUAGCAAGUCUUCCAUCAACUUUACUUUUAAUUGCAGCUGGUUCAGUGAUACCAAUGGAGCUGUGAAAUACUUUACAAUAGUAGUGAGAGAGGCUGAUGGCAGUGAUGAGCUAAAGCCAGAGCAACGUCACCCCCUGCCUUCCUACUUUGAUUACCGCCACAAUGCAUCAAUCCAUGUCUAUCAGACCAACUAUUUUGCAAGCAAAUGUACAGAAAGUCCUGAGAUCAACUCAAAGAGCUUUAACAUUAAACUUGGAGCAGAGAUGGACAGCUUGGGUGGUAAAUGUGAUUCAGAUCACCAAAAAUUCUGUGAUGGUCCCCUGAAGCCCCACACUGCCUACAGAAUCAGCAUUCGGGCCUUCACUCAAUUAUUUGAUGAAAACCUGAAGGAAUUUACAGAGCCACUUUUCUCAGAUACAUUUUUCUCUUUGCCCAUCACUACUGAAUCAGAACCUUUAUUUGGAGUUAUUGAAGGAGUGAGUGCUGGAUUGUUCCUAAUUGGCAUGCUGGUGGCAGUCAUUGCCUUAUUUAUCUGUAGACAGAAAGUGAGCCAUGGUCAGGACAGACCGAUUGCCAGACUCAGCAUCCGUAGGGACAGACCACUGUCUGUCCAUCUCAACCUGGGGCAGAAAGGAAAUCGAAGAACUUCUAGUCCCAUAAAAGUUAAUCAGUUUGAAGCACACUUCAUGAAGUUACAAGCAGAUUCCAACUAUCUUCUCUCCAAAGAAUAUGAGGAUUUAAAAGAAGUGGGUCGAAACCAAUCAUGCGACACAGCCCUGUUGCCUGAGAACAGAGGGAAAAAUCGAUACAACAAUAUACUACCUUAUGAUACAACAAGAGUGAAGCUUUCUAAUGUUGAUGAUGACCCUUGCUCAGAUUAUAUCAAUGCCAGCUAUAUACCAGGCAACAACUUUAGAAGAGAAUACAUUGCUACUCAAGGGCCCCUUCCUGGCACCAAAGAUGACUUUUGGAAAAUGUCAUGGGAACAAAAUGUUCACAAUAUUGUAAUGGUGACUCAGUGUGUUGAGAAGGGUCGGGUAAAAUGUGAUCACUAUUGGCCAGCAGAUCAAGAUUCUCUUUAUUAUGGAGACCUUAUCGUGCAGAUGCUGUCAGAAUCUGUGCUGUCAGAAUGGACAAUCAGAGAAUUUAAAAUAUGCAGUGAGGAACAGCUUGAUUCAAAUAGACUCAUCCGUCAUUUUCACUAUACAGUCUGGCCAGAUCAUGGAGUUCCAGAGACCACCCAAUCACUGAUCCAGUUUGUAAGGACGGUCAGGGAUUAUAUUAACAGAACACCAGGAACCGGGCCCACCAUUGUGCACUGCAGUGCUGGUGUGGGGAGGACAGGAACCUUCAUUGCCCUGGACCGCAUCCUGCAACAGUUAGACUCCAAGGACUCUGUGGACAUUUAUGGAUCAGUGCAUGAUCUCAGGCUUCAUAGGGUUCACAUGGUUCAGACAGAGUGCCAAUAUGUAUAUCUACAUCAGUGUGUGAGAGAUGUCUUAAGGGCCAGGAAACUUCGUAGUGAACAAGAAAACCCUUUAUUUCCAAUCUAUGAAAAUGUGAAUCCAGAGUAUCACAGAGAUGCUGUCUAUUCAAGGCAUUAAGAAUGUAGCAGAGAUCUCUUUGGAAUAACCCCAUUCACUGUGUGAUUUUGUUGUUGUUGUUAAGCUCCAUAUCCUAGAGAAGUGACAGAUAUUUCUGUUUAUAUUGUAUAUAUUUUAUUAGUCAAGUAAAUUUUAAAAGAAUAUGUAAUUUAAAUGUAAUAGUUAUUAUUAUUGUACAUAAUUUGUAUUUUGAUAUUCUUCUGUAAAUAAGUAUUUUUCACAAUGUUUUGAUAUUAAUCUUCAGAUAAUACUAUUUUUUCAUCCUAAAGUUUUUAUAAACUGUUCCACAUAAAUGGUUUUAACCUAUAUGACAAGAACAUUUGUGAAAUGUCUAUACUGGCUUUUUUAUUGUCCCUUAAUGUCCAGGGAUAAUUUUUAGUGGGAGGUGAGGGGUGUUUGACAUUCAAAGAAGUAGAAAAAUCUCAAGAAUGGAUAGCAACCUAAAAGGAAAACUAUACAAUCUAAAUCCAAGUCUAUGCAAUGAGAAAUGCCAAAUGAGAAGAUUAAUCAAGCUGAUGCAUUCUAAUCAUCUUAACUACCAAAUAGAAAGUAUCAACAGAGCUCUUCCAUCAAUGUGCUAUGUCUUCCCUGGCCCUCACCAAUAAUUUCCUAAUGGCUACCCUAGUGUCGGUGUAAUGAUAAAUAUUCAUUUACAGAGAGAGUCCUAAACCAAGAUAUUGAAGACUUUUAGUGGGUUUUGCUCUGAACAAAAGCCAAAUUCCACAAUAAAGAAAAAUGCCCAUAAUAACUCAUCCCCUGAAAGCCUGGUAACCACAGUAGCAUGAAAAAGCAGUUUACACACUACUACUAGUAUCUAUUUCAUCUCAAGUUUAAGGAUAUCAAUAUGUGUCUAUAUAAAAAGUGUGUAUAUAAGGGGGGUCACUAUUGACAGGCAAUCUCUUUUAUCUAUUAUAUUCAUGUUUGAAUAUUUAUGUGUACAGCAGGUAAUCCUCUAAUUUACAAGUGUUAUAUUUCUAUAAAAGGUGCUUUAAAUCAUAAUGAUGUCAAUUUGAUCUUAUUUUCUCCAAGUCAGAAUUAUGAGAAAAAAGGUUACAUUAGAGACCUAAGACCUGGUGUCAAGUUUUCUUAGAAAUGAUCACAAGUAUUAUGUUCAAUUUAUAAUUCCAAUUGACACUUGUAUACCAAAUGAUGUGUACUUUAUGUACUGUCCAAUACAAAUAAAGCAGAUAAUAUGAUGAUAAGUUACUUAAAUGUAUAUUUUAUAGGGUGAAUUUAUCUCUACAUAAUAUACAAAGUCAUUAUCUUACUUUUCCAUAAUUACUUCUUACUUUUUUUUACUAUAACAAAUCCCUCAAAGUGAAAAAACACUUUUACCAAGAUCUCUUUCUCUCUCUCUCUCCCUGUCUCUCUUUCUCUCUCUGAUUCUUUCUCUCUCAGAUUCUUCCUCUCUCUCUCUGUUUCUGUCUCUAUCUCUCUUUGUCUCUCCCUUUCCAUUCCUCCUUCUCUCUCUUUUCAUUCUGUAUGUAUAUGUCUGUUUCUUUUUGAAGAGAGUUAGAGAUCUUUUUGCCAUAUUCACAUAAGCAUUUUAUGCUCCCAUCCUCUAGUUUAUCAAUAUCACCAUGUAUAUAAUUGCCAAAGUACUUCAAGGGAUGAGAAAGCUCUAUUUAUAUAAAUGGACACAUAGCUAGGAAAAGUCUUCCAGAGUAAUUUGUAAUUCAUAUUAGGGAACAAGUUAGUUACAGUAGAAAGAAUAAUCAGAUAAAAACCAGAAUUAAUUUAAGGAUUAAGAACCUUAUUAAUAUAAGGUUCUGGAAAUUUCACAGUUCACUUUUAAUUAGCCUAUAUUCAAGGCUGCAUUAUAUUGUGACACUGUGUCAAGACAAUGGGAGAUAAGAAAGAAAAUAUGAGUAUGUGAGAGUAAGUAAAAAAAGACAGAGGAACAGGAAACAAACCAGAGUGUUCAAACUUUCAUAAUGAAAAUAGUCUUAAGCCACUAACUGUUUGUUGUCAUUUUUAAGUCAUUUCAGUUAGGCAACUUUUCAUGACCUCAGUUGUCAUAUUCUUGACAGAGAUACUGGAGUAACUUGCCAUUUCCUUUUCCAGCUCAUUUUUCAGAUCAGGAAAAUGAGGCAAAUGGGGUUAAGUAACUUACCCAGAGUCACACAAUUAGUGAAUGUCUAAGGCCAGAUUUGAAUUAAAAAAGAUAAGUUUUCCUGUCUUCAGGCCUAACACUCUACUAACUAUUUACUAUUUUACUAUAUUUGAUUACUAUUUUACUAUAUUUACUAUUUUAUAACUGUUUUUGAAAGGUUAUAUAGUCUGGAAUCUUUAACUUUUUUUUUUUUUUUUUGGGGGGGGGUAGGCCUGGGAUUUUAUCUUGGUAGGAAACUCCCUGUGUGAGCAUUCCCUUCACUUAUGAAAAUCCUCAAACUCAUGUGUAACCUCUUAGUUUUAGAAAGUUGCUUCAGAAAUUGAGGUUAAGUGACUUGCCCAGUAUCAUAUAGGUAUCUAUCAGAGGAAGUUUUCCUGACUCUAAGAUGGACUUUCUCUCUAUUAUACCAUGGUGCCUCCAAUUUAAUAUUGCCUUCACAUUAAUUCAUGGAAAGACAAUGAAUUUUUUUCUAUGAACUGAAUGUUCCAAUUAACAUUAUGAAUCCAUCAUAUUUAAAAUAAUGUUUUUCAAUUAAGUUUGAGAGAGUAAAACAGCAUAUUAGUCAUAUAAAUGAUUCAGUCUGAUAAUAGCUAUAUCCUCAUAAAGUCCCAACCCUAAAAAGCCUGUUAAUUGCUCAAUACUAAGUCAUCUGAACCUGGGGAAGAAAUAUAAUUAAUUAUAUUAAUUAAUUAAAGUCAAAUAGCUCUUCAUCCCCAGUCUAUGGUGGUGAAUACAGCUUAGAUAUUGAAUGAGAUCUGAGAGGUAGAAAGAAGGUUAUGAUAAAGACAAGACAAAUGAGUUCUUUUAGUCUGGUCCAUAAAAAAUGAAAUCUAUUCCUUUCUAAUUUUAAAUUUCCCUAGCAACAAAUACUUCAUUACUACCCUGAAAUACUAAAUACAUCCUCUAGCUGAUCUGUUUUGUUUUUUAAAAAAUUUCCUUGAUAGUCAAAUUUUAUGUAUUUUCAUUAAAGCUUAUUUUUUAAAUAAUCCAUUACUUCUAUUGGUAUGCACUCACCUGCCUAUUUAUUCAUUGCUUGUAAUCACUAUAUCCUGGUGCUUCCCAGCUAUCAAAUGUUAGGAGACUAUCACACAGCAUCCUAGCAAUCAUUUAUCCAAACUUUAAUUAGCUUCUUCAACUUUUUAUUAAAUCAAACCUUAUUUCUUAUUAUCCUGUUGUACUUCUCUGGAUGGCCGCCAAUUUUCAGUUUCAUAUAACUAGGGGUUCUUAACUCUUCUGGCAAUCUGGAGAAGCCUUGGGAUUGCUUCUCAGAAUAAGGUUUAUUAAUAUGUAAAACAAUGCAGAUUACAAAGAAAACUAAUUCUAUUAUAUUAUAGUUCUUAAAAUAUUUUUAAAAACAAAUUCAUGGACCCCCUGAAAUCUACCAAAGGAUCCCUUGGGAGAAGAUUUGUGGACUCCAAGUUAUGAACCUCUCAUAGAGACCUUCAAAUAUUCCUGGAAACACAACUGAAAUGAUUUACCCACAUUUGUAAUAAAUGCCACAUGCUUCCUUUUAGAGAUCUUAAAUACAUAUUCUAAUUGAUCUAUAAGUGUAAGUUUUAAGGGUAAGAUUUGAAACUGGAUUCUUUUGAUUCCAGAGCCAGACAUUAAAAUUAAGCCUACAGAUUUGGGGAUACUUCAUCAAUGUAUUAUCAAUAUUCAUACCUCAGCCUCCAUAAUGGAGGAACCUGAUCUACUGAGAAAGACUUAAUCAGUUAAGAAAAGAACUGCAUCAAUCAGCUCCUUUGGUUUAACAGAGAAGGGAUCCUUUUCCAAAUAAGACUUUGUUGCACAAAACAACUGUGCCUUCUUAAAAGGAGAGAGUACUUUUUUCAUAAUGAAAGGCCCAAAUUUCUGGCAUAAUGUAUGUUCUUGAGAAGUCACAAGAGGUGAUGCUCUGGUUCCAUACCAAAAGUACUUUCUGGUGUCUCUAUUAAAAAGUGGUGAAGACUGAGAGUCAGUGUCAUAACUAGCUAGCAUAUGUAAGCAAAGAAAACAGUAUUCCUUUUAUUAUUCAAGAUGUUCUUCAAAAACAUUUUCAUCUAUUUUAACUAAAAGAUACUCCUUCUUCUCUUACUAUUAUGGAUAAGACUGUGAUUUCAUUAAUAUAGGUAAUUUCCAGGGGAGGAAAUUAUCUCUACCAAAGCGGUUUGGCACCUUUGCCCACUUAAACCUAUACAAAGUUAUAAUUUUUAACUGAAUAUUAGAUUGUGCACCUCUAGAAUAGGGACCCUAUCUUAUUUAUCUUUGCAUUUAUUACAGUGUAUCCUGUGUCAUCAAUGCCUAAUAAUGUUUGUUGAAUGUAUCAAUGGAUGGAUAGAUGAAUGAAAUAGUUUAGCCAGUCAACAAAUGAACUUGAUCAAAAAGUUGAUUUGAUUGAUUUUUUUCCUAUCAUAACGACCACUAUUCAACUUAAUUGGCCUUUUGGUUUACUGUGCAAAGUAGUCUUCAAAACUAUGUGGCUAUUUUCAUAACUUUUUAAUAUAAUUUUUCAUAUAACCAUGAUUGUAAAAAUCUGUUUGGCUCUAAAAAUGUUUUUAGUCAAUAGAAAUAUUUUAUUCUAAGAUAACCACAGUUGACUUAUAAGGAGAAUCCAAAAGGAAAAGAAAUAAUUUCAAUAUUUUUUGUUAAGAUGAUUUUAUUUAGUGUGUGUAUUAGGUGUAUGUCUGCAAACAUAUUUGUGUAGUCACUCCCAUUAAGAUAAUUUACUUAAUGUUCUUAUACACAGCAAUUCAUGCAAUAGAAAUAAAAGGUACAUUGCCAGUUUUGCUGAAUCUUUUUUUUAUAACCCAUAUGCCAAUGCUUUAGAAAGUCUUACUAUCACAUGUAAUACUAAUAUAAUUAUGCAAAACAGAACAAGUCAUACUGUGAACAAUGUCAGACAAAUUCAAAUUUUGCUGCUGUGAUUAUUUAUGUAGCUUAAACAUGAUGGUGAUUGCAACAAGAGGUAUUUUUGAUCCCCAAAUCACGUCUUUAAAUAACAUCUCUUAGGAAUCAUCAUUCUUCCAAUAUAAACAAAGCUUUCUUUUAUAUUCUCAUUAUAUUUUGAUGAGAGUGAUGGGUGUUCAAGAAUAUCUUGCUGUGAAAAGCUUUGAGACUUUAAGAGUUUUCAUAGCAGAAUUGCCCAUAUUUAUCCAUUGCAUAAAUUAUUUUAAGAAAACUUUCAACAGACUAUGUCAACUAAAGAAGCACAGAUCAGUUUGCAAAUUCCUCUUUGGAACAAAAAGGUACCAGUUGCCUUUAAGAGAGGACAGAUUAACAAAGUACAAUAGUGAUAAACAUACCUAAGAAUUAUGUUAGUUAUGUUACCAAUUGGUAAGGCUGAAUUCAAAAAAAAAAAAAAAAAGUUUGGCCAAAACUAUUCCCUGAGAUAUGUAGAUUGUAAACACAAUGAAGGAAAAGAAUAUAUGUUCACCUUUUUUCCUUUUUAUUUCCCCAUAAUAGUAUCCAGUCUAAUGUAGUAGGUACUAAAUGUAUGCUUGUUAAAUGAAAAUAUCCACAAGAUAUAGCUUUAGUAUUUAGUAUCCAUUAACAUUAAAUCUCUUGGAUAUUUCUCAGACUUUUCCUUGGUUUAUUUGAAAUGAAAAGAUACCCCAUAAAAAUAUUAGGUGACUAUACUUAAAUGUUCUAUAAUAGAACAUUUACUUUUUAUAGCUUUUGAAAUACCAUUCAUCCUUAUUCUUAUAAACUGGAUAUUUAAGAGUGGCCAUAGACCUACUAUUUCCCUCAUGUUAUAUUGUAUAUUCUCAAUGAUGUUCUUAACAAUAUCAGUUUGAACACAGAGCUCUAUUUGUGCUGUUUAUUUAAGUUAUAUAUUGGUUAAAUAUAUUUUUAAAUUUGGUCAUUACAGUCAACAAAACUGUGAAUAUAUUUCAUGCAUUUUCUCAAUAUCAGGAAUAAAUUCAUUAUUCAUUAAAUAAA